UCUUUACUCGUUGAUCGACCUUUCCCCCCUGCAAAACGCCUCUCAUCUCAUACCGGCCGUCUGCAAGCGACUUCUGUACCUCAGGCUCCUCCCUAUAUAAACACCCACCCGUCACGCUAAUCUCUAUCAUGUACGCACGCGCGCUCACGCUCUUUUUCUUUGCUGUGUCCACUCUCGUCGCCGCAUCACCGAUUGACUCGCAACAGGCGAAUAUCAUCGCCGCGAACAACAACGUCGCAUGUUCAGGACCAGGAGGCUGCAAGGGGGCAAACUCCACUAAUGCUGUCGAUGCCGCAUCCACGUCUGACGCGUCGCGCUCUCUGACGGUCUCCUCGGGUGCCGUUGUCGCUGUCGUAGUCUUCUCCAGUCUUCUAUGAUGGUGUGGUCAUCGCUAUCCUCCUCGUAUGUGCAUGCAUCGUAGACGGACUGGCCUGCAACGUACGCGCAUUUGAUGAACGACGUACCUCAUGAUUGCCCCUCAGGGCUGCAGCUCGGACUGCCAUACCUUUGUUGCAUCGUAAC
Messenger RNA from Dichomitus squalens LYAD-421 SS1, 522 nucleotides. RefSeq lists its product as uncharacterized. The transcript has 3 exons. NCBI's taxonomy places the organism in Eukaryota, Fungi, Basidiomycota, Agaricomycetes, Polyporales, Polyporaceae. The coding region runs from base 129 to 377 and encodes 82 amino acids. The record is from RefSeq and is a predicted model, not a curated record.